AUGGAAGGACGUGGUAGAAAGUUGAUCAAUUUAGUAAUGGAUAGACACGAACCAUCAUCUAUUGACACAAUGACGUAUUUAAAUAAUGUCAAUAUUGUUGGUGUUGCUGAUCAGAGUGGGAAUGCCAAUAGAAAUGAACAAGUUGAGAGUAUUUAUUCUGACUUGCCAAGUUUGCGAAACUCUCCGUAUCACAAUGAAGAUAUUUCAAGCAUUUUUAAUAACGUCGCAGAGUAUGACACAAGUAAACACGAAUCAGAAACCUUCGAAUUCCAACCUGUUCGUGAUCUUAAGAAAUCUACAUCAACUUUAUCCUCAUCUAGCUCUGAUUCUGAAGACUCGACUGCAAGUAAGUCGAUUUUGACACAAGGAAACGUUUCCACAUUAGAACAAGACAACUAUGUCGUUCCUCUUGUGUCUGAAUUCCAGCUCCAUUUACCAGCCAAUAAUAACUCGCAACCAGAAAUAUCUGAAUUAGUUUUACCAAAAUCCAUCGAAAAUAGUGCAAAUGUAGAUAGCAAAUAUUUAAAAUCAGACUGUGAAGAUUUUUCACCCGAUGACAGUGGUGAUGAACAUCGGCCAUCAAAACGCACUCGCAAAAUGUCUUCAUCUAGUUUAAGCAGUUCAUUUUCAUCGUCAUCAAGCUCAUCAUCAAGCAGUCGAGCUGAAAAAAAGAAUGACAUUGAGACUUGUAAAAUGGCGGAAAGCAAUAGCAUUGUAGCUAUAUUUGAUUUACAAGCUGUGAUGCCUGUACCGAUUGGAGAAUCAUCAGCUUUCUUUUAUAAGUCUAAAUUAAAUUGUCUGAAUUUAACUAUCACUGAUAUAAAAAACAAGGAGACGAUUUGUUACUUCUGGCAUGAGGCUUUAGGAGGUCGGGGUGCAGUUGAGAUCGGUUCCUGUGUCUACAAAUUCCUGCAAAAAGUAUCUGAUAAAUAUCCUAAUUCUGACGUUACGUUUUAUACCGACAACUGCUGUGGACAGCAGAAGAACAGGUGA
Parnassius apollo (apollo) is the source of this 993-nucleotide messenger RNA. NCBI's taxonomy places the organism in Eukaryota, Metazoa, Arthropoda, Insecta, Lepidoptera, Papilionidae. The record is from the annotation of a GenBank genome assembly.